AUGUUGGUGAAGAGUUUAGUGGCUUUGGCCACCGAAAAAGUUUUGUUAAAUACUUCUGGCCAACAGUUCCUCGAUGGUAUUGAAUAUAUGUAUCGCGUUCGAAUUUCACCAAAUCGUCUAUCCGUAUUGGAAACAACAAGUGGAAAAUUUAUUUUACAGUUUCAUUCAAGAUGCGAUAUUCGACCUUUUGCUGCGAAUUAUCCAAGUUUUCAAAGGCUUUUACGUGGUAUUGUACAUAUACAUGCCUGGCGCAUCAGUUCUAUUGAUUUUAUCAAUGUUGAUUUUAAAAUGACAGAUUUAGUAGAUGUUGAACGAACAAUAGAGAAACUGGAAGUUCGAUUAGUGCUGCUUCGGAAUUGUAGGUUUACAACAAUAACGCGACCUACACAUGCUUAUCGAUUCUUACUUGCCUUAAAUCGGAAGAAGCAAGCAAUUGUUUGCGAAUAUGGCGAUGACAGGUUGAAGGACCGAGUUUUAAUGGGGCAACAACCACAGCCAAAUCCCACUAAUGAUGCUCCAGGCUUGGAUGCGGGUCCCGUUGUUUAG
Dracunculus medinensis (Guinea worm) is the source of this 546-nucleotide messenger RNA. The record is from the annotation of a GenBank genome assembly. NCBI's taxonomy places the organism in Eukaryota, Metazoa, Nematoda, Chromadorea, Rhabditida, Dracunculidae.